Molecule: messenger RNA, 834 nt
Organism: Saccharomyces eubayanus
Lineage: Eukaryota; Fungi; Ascomycota; Saccharomycetes; Saccharomycetales; Saccharomycetaceae
Exons: 1
Coding region: 1-834 (277 amino acids)
Source: RefSeq, a predicted model, not a curated record
AUGGUUGCUAUUUACAAAGUAGUUGCUUCUUUUGUUCCACUCCUGGGUUUCAUUUUAGCGUUCGAAGAAGAUGACAUGAUAAAUACGAUUACUGCAAUCGAAAUUGCCUUUGAAACGGUCACGAUGACUUCAACCGUACCUGCCCCUGCUGCUACAAAAUCCGUUAGUGAGAAAAUGUUGGAUGACACUAAACUGUCUCUACAAGUAAUUCAAACUAUGGUGUCGUGUUUCUCCGUGGGUGAGAACCCAGCUAAUAUGAUUUCUUGUGGACUAGGUGUUGUAAUUCUAAUGUUCACAAUUAUCAUUGAGCUCAUCAACAAGCUCGAAAAUGACGGCAUCAAUGAACCGCAAAAGUUAUCUGACUUAAUAAAACCAAAGUAUAUUGAAUUACCUUCGAGUUAUGUUAACAAGAAAAUAAAAAAUACUUUUGAACCUUUGGAUAUAUAUUUAGGAGUAAACUCCAACACAUUAGCAGAUAGUCAAAAUCAAAACUGUCUGAUUCUCAAACUCGGCGGGGAAUCAGUUUUACCAUUCCCUGGCUUGGCUCAAAAAAUAUGCUAUACGAAAGGCGCCGCAAAAGAGUUCACAGACUAUAGUUUAUCCAGUAUACACGACAAUUUCAGUGAAAUCAGACAAGGGAUCUCCAAUGACGUUUUCCAAAAAAUAUCAACUAUUAAGAAAAUGUCUAGAGAUUUAAAGUCUCAACUUUAUUACAUCUCGGAAACUAUCACAGACGAAAGUUGGGAUGGUUCUGCUAUUGGCUUUAAAGCCAGUGAAAGAGAAAAAGAUCCAAAAAAAUCUCAAUUAUCCGUCACAUUUUAUAGAGAUCAAUAA